Molecule: messenger RNA, 1001 nt
Organism: Condylostylus longicornis
Lineage: Eukaryota; Metazoa; Arthropoda; Insecta; Diptera; Dolichopodidae
Product: H/ACA ribonucleoprotein complex subunit 1-like
Exons: 2
Coding region: 167-844 (225 amino acids)
Biological process (GO): ribosome biogenesis; snoRNA guided rRNA pseudouridine synthesis
Cellular component (GO): box H/ACA snoRNP complex
Molecular function (GO): box H/ACA snoRNA binding
Source: RefSeq, a predicted model, not a curated record
GACAACUCAGUUUUACACGUGCUGAUUUGAAUUUUCGCUGUAUUACUGAGGUUUAUAGAAAUCAAAAACAAAUCAUUAAUCUGAAAGUAUUUUUAAAGAAGAAAUUUGAAGAAAGAGUUUUUUAAAAUUUUAAUUAUAGCAUAAAUUGAAUUUUUAAAGGAAGAAAAUGGGUUUCCGUGGUGGAAAUCGUGGUGGUGGACAUCGCGGAGGAGGUGGAAGGGGGGGAGGAGGGGGUUUCAGAGGAGGACGAGGAGGCCAAAGAAAUUUUGAUACCGGACCUCCAGAAAGAGUUAUUCCUUUCGGAACAUUUGCAUAUCCCUGCGAAGGUGAUCUCGUUUGUAAAGUAAACAUUGAAGAUGUUCCGUAUUUUAGUGCUCCAGUUUAUUUAGAGAAUAAAGAACAAGUUGGCAAAAUUGACGAAAUAUUUGGAACACUUAGAGAUUACUCUGUGUCAGUAAAAUUAUGUGAAAAUAUGAAAGCCUCCAGUUUUAAAAAGGAUCAGACGCUAUACUUAAAUCCUCAAAAGUUAUUACCAUUAUCUAGAUUUUUGCCAAAACCAAAAGGUGCUCCUGGUAUUAAGAAAGGUGGAGGAGGAGGAGGUGGUGGCCGUGGAAGAGGUGGUUCUGGGUCGAAUUUCAGAAAUGGUAGGGGUGGAGGUUUCAACCGCGGAGGAGGUGGAGGAAGAGGAGGAGGUGGCGGUGGAAGGGGUGGAAGAGGUGGAGGAGGAGGUGGAGGAGGAGGUGGUGGUGGAGGAGGAGGAGGUGGAGGUGGAUUUAGAAAAUUUGGAGGAGGAGGUGGUGGUAGAGGUGGCGGUGGCGGUGGAGGAGGCCGCGGAAGAUGGUAAAUUAAGAAGCACUUUCUACCUUUACAAUUGAGUAAUUAAGCAUCUAUUUUUAAAAAUAUAAUAAAAUAAAUUUUGUAUAUUAAAAUGUUUCAUUCAAUAUUAUUGUAAGUUGCUUUUAAUAAAACUUAGGUAUCAAAUAAAUUCUGAAAAUCUAAUA